GGAAUUUUCAUAUCGGUAUCAAUUAGCAAGUCCGACAGAUAUUUGUUUGUAAACUGUAGAACAUGCUUGACCACGUACAAGGAGACAAUCACAAUUCACAGAACUGGCAUUUCUUAUGCCAGAAACGAGUAUACAGCGAGUGUUGAACGCGAUGAAACCUCCAGCUGUGGAGGGUGGGAUUGGUGUGGGAGGGAGUGUCAAAAUCUUGCCUCCGGUAGCGUCUGGUUGCUAGUACAUUGCGCAAAAGUAUCUUAGUUACUUUGAAAAACGUCGGUUACAUGAUCAAUACUGGAUAACUACAUUGGAAGACCACGUGCAGUAAAGGAGCGACAGCAAGAUAAGACUACAGAAACCGUGACUCAUACAGGUCUGACCUAACUUACCUUCAAUUUGUAUUGACGGGAAAAUUGAGCCCAUAGCAAGGCAGUUGUCCCCUCGUCCGUGAUCACGUGACUCAGUUGGUAGUGCAGACCCCAGACUGCCCCGCCAGGACUCCGCUUCAUUUCGACGCUGUGUGAUUCCCGGGGAGCGCCAUGCUGCAGCAGAUCCUCACGGACAUGUUCAUCGAACCCGAGCUCCUGGCCGAGCUCAACGAGGACCAGAAGCAGAUCCUCUUCUUCAAGAUGAGGGAGGAGCAGGUGCGCAGGUGGAAGGAGCGGGAGGCUCGGCUGGAGAAGGAGACGGCCGUGACACCGAGGCCCGGGACAGAUACAGGGAAGCGCAUCUCCUGGCUGCUGGGGUCGGACAGCGACGUGUGGGUCUGGGUGAUGGGGGAGCACAGCACGGACCAGCCCUACGAACAGAUCUGUGAUGACAUCAUGGCUGAGAGGGCCAUGCUACAGGCCCAGAAGGAGGCUGAAGAGCUCAGGGCGAAGAAAGAGGAGGAGCUUGUGAAGAGGCUCUCUAAUAUCCACCUGGAUGGGGAGCUGAAGUGUAAGCAGGAGGAGGAGCAGGGGAAAGAUGAGGAGGAGGAGAAGAAGGAGAAGGAGGAGGAGGAGGUCAGGCAGGCCCAGGCCAGACAGGCAGCUGCCGAGGAGCAGAGCCGGAGGGAGGAGGAGCUGAAGAGGAGAGAGGAGGAGGAACGGCGUAAGGCGGAGGAGGAGGUGCGGAGGCUGGAGGAGGAGAGGGCUCAGCAGAUCUACAUGGACCUGAAGGAGGUGCAGCACUGUGUGCUGGGCCAGGAGAGGGAGGACCCGGAGUGGCAGGAGAGCUUGCGCAAGUCCAAAGCGGCAGACCUGCGCAGACGCUCUUUGGCCAAGCAGACGCGGGAAGACCACAGGAGGCGGUCUGUGAGGGCGCUGGAGCAGGGCCGCGUGGCAGCUAUGACCAAGACCUACGGAGGCCCCAAACCAGCCCUCCCGCCAAAACCCAAACAGAGGACCGUAGCUGUUUCAGCUGACCCUCUGAGCCGGAAGCCCGGGGUGCGCAGGACUCAGUCCACCUCCAGUCGGGAGCAGAUUGUGCGAUGGUUCAAGGAGGAACAGCUGCCCCAGCGCGCUGGGUUCUUGAAGGACCAGAGCAGGAUUGCACCCUGGUUCCACGGAAUAAUCGCACGGCAGGACGCCGAGGCGCUGCUGAGCCCGUGUGCCCCUGGGUACUUCCUCGUCCGGGUCAGCGAGAGAAUUAAGGGAUAUGUUCUCUCCUAUCGAUGCCAAGAGGAAGUCAAGCAUUUCCUCAUAGACGCCACAGAGAACUGCUGCACGUUGCUUGGCGACCAGAUCAAGUUUCCUGCUCUGGUAGACUUGGUGGAGUACUAUGAGGGGGAGCCCAUCACCAUGUCAGGAGGAGAGCAGCUGUCGAAGCCUUGUGGGCAGAAGCAGGGUCAGGCGGAUUACGCUGAUCUUUUUACCUGAGCUGGAGUCACUGGCAUCCAGGAAACUCCAGACAAAAGGCUCCCAAUACGGGGCUGUGUGCCAUUAAUUGGAAUUCCUCAACAUCAGGAAAAUGAAUUAUCUAGAAGGCCUAAUCUACAAAACAUCCACCUGGGGCCUUUCAGUACAGCAUGUGUCCUAUGGCCAACUUUUUUUGACAUGAACUGCAGUAUUUAUAUUACCAUGACCACUGAAUCCUUAUCAUAUUUGGUUAAGGUUAAUAGGGUUUGAUGUAACAAAAGGUGAAGUGCUUGGUUCUUUGUUCACCUGCAUGUGCACUUGACUAAUAACUUAAAUGAAUGCGGUUGCUUAGAAUCAGUUGUGGGAAUGGAGACAGGCUAUGAUGUUCUACCAAUAAUGUAAGGAGUUUACUUUGCUUUAUAUUGCCCAGAAUAUGUGGCACUGAUUAAAUGCCUAAAAGAUACAUGA
Molecule: messenger RNA, 2300 nt
Organism: Conger conger (European conger)
Lineage: Eukaryota; Metazoa; Chordata; Actinopteri; Anguilliformes; Congridae
Gene: sh2d4a
Product: SH2 domain containing 4A
Exons: 9
Coding region: 534-1853 (439 amino acids)
Cellular component (GO): cytoplasm
Source: RefSeq, a predicted model, not a curated record